Necator americanus (New World hookworm) is the source of this 351-nucleotide messenger RNA. RefSeq lists its product as uncharacterized. The record is from RefSeq and is a predicted model, not a curated record. The coding region runs from base 1 to 351 and encodes 116 amino acids. Lineage: Eukaryota; Metazoa; Nematoda; Chromadorea; Rhabditida; Ancylostomatidae. The transcript has a single exon.
AUGGGUCUCAUUAGCUACAUGGGACCUAGCGUUAUGCAGAGGAGUUGCACCGAAGCCCGUCUCGGCAACGGCCAGUGCGAGCUUCUGGAGCUGACUGGCGUAUAUGGAACCGGUGACGGUAUGGCCUUGUGGGAGCAGCUAAUAAAACAGCAUUCCCCUCGAAUCCCAGAAGCAACAAAGGAGACACUUCUUGGAGUGGAGGUCCGAUUCGGCUUGUGGUGGCGGGUCUUCUUCUCGAAGGAGUCACAGGGCACGGUGCGCGUUAGAAUCGUAGAGGACUCAACUCUCAUCUCCAGUAAUAAGAUCUUCGAGAAACUUUUCUCUUUUCGAUGCGGGCCAAGGAGAAAUUGA